AUGCGUCUCGUGGCUAGAGUACAUGGUCAUAGUUUGACCGCACUUCUUGUAAAAUCUGUACAGGAUAAAUUUAGAGUGGGACAUUUCCUCUCCUCACUCAACACACAAUCCCUAGCUUUGAAUGUGGUGUCUCGCAGGAACAUCCAUGGAUUAGUUGCUGGCGAUGGUGAGGAUGGAGCUGUGGAAUGCUUUGACAUGAGAACGAGAUCUUCGGUUGGGAGGAUAAAUGCUGUUGCAUCUGCCGCUGACAUCGAUGGGGAGGUUACAGCAAUUGAGUUUGGUGGUAAACAUGGUUUUUUCAUGGCUGAUGGAAGUAGUGGUGGAAAGGUUCUGAUCUUUGAUUUGCGCAAAACUAAUCCUGUGCGAGUGAAGGAUCAUAUAGUCAGAGUUUGGGAUCCUCAGACUAUGGUCAUACAGUUGUCUUCAUAUUUAGAUGUGACUAGGGUAGAUGUACUGCAUAGAUUUGAAGAGGAAGCAAAUAGUCCUCUUGCUAUGAUUUUCCAACUAUCAUUAGGAUAUCAAAAAAGGGCCAUUCAAGAAUCUGAUGUUGAGGAACUCUUGUUUUGGGUGGAUUAUAAUAAUGCUACUGUUCACAGUAACACUCCUGGUGUUACCAAUGUUUCUGCCACCACUUCCGCCGCCCCCUGCCAUUUUUCUCUUCGUCCCAGUCUUGAUCAUGGCAGCGUUAAUAUUCUUGGCCUUUUCACAGUCACAUCCGCCGUCACCGCCGCCGCCGCCACCGCCACCGCCACCGCCACCGCUACUUUCGUCUGA
Fraxinus pennsylvanica is the source of this 774-nucleotide messenger RNA. The record is from the annotation of a GenBank genome assembly. NCBI's taxonomy places the organism in Eukaryota, Viridiplantae, Streptophyta, Magnoliopsida, Lamiales, Oleaceae.